Messenger RNA from Neoarthrinium moseri, 312 nucleotides. RefSeq lists its product as uncharacterized. Bases 1 to 312 code for a protein of 103 amino acids. Lineage: Eukaryota; Fungi; Ascomycota; Sordariomycetes; Amphisphaeriales; Apiosporaceae. The record is from RefSeq and is a predicted model, not a curated record. The transcript is spliced from 2 exons.
AUGGCCUGGGGAAAGAAAGCCGAGGCACCACGCCCCUCGACCCUGAGCCAGGUUUUGCCUCUGAUCAUCCUCCUUGUCAUUCUCGCUGGCGCCGCCUUCGUCGGCUACCAGAUCUGGGUAGCCGCCACCAAGGUCGAGCAGCAGGCGCGCGACCGGAUGGCCAAGAAGAACGUUGUCUUCACCAAGGACGGCAUGCGCGUCGGCGUCAAGCACGUCGAGCAGGAGCGCUACGUCGACGCCACCCAGGGCUGGUUCGUCAAGGCCUGGAACAUGGGCAGCCAGGUCCCGGCCGCCGUGACCAAGCGGAAAUAG